This is a messenger RNA of Prunus mume (Japanese apricot), 2841 nucleotides long. RefSeq names its product LRR receptor-like serine/threonine-protein kinase IOS1. Gene Ontology annotation, biological process: protein phosphorylation. NCBI's taxonomy places the organism in Eukaryota, Viridiplantae, Streptophyta, Magnoliopsida, Rosales, Rosaceae. Gene Ontology annotation, molecular function: ATP binding; protein kinase activity; protein binding. The record is from RefSeq and is a predicted model, not a curated record.
GUAAAGAGAACUUUAUCUGACAGUGAUAAGCUAAAUGUGGUUAAGAAAGGACCAACAUUUAUGUCUUGCUUCUCAAAGUUUAAUGAUGUCGCGUACAGUCAAGCAAUUCCUCUUCACACUGCACCUUGGUCUUAGUUUUCUGCUCCUAGUUCAUGCCCAGGAUGAUCAAUCAGAAUUCAUUAGCAUAGAUUGUGGCCUGCAGAAAGUUACCUAUACCGAAACGACAACAAAAAUUCGCUACGUUUCAGAUGCAAGCUUCAUAGACACCGGUGAAAGUAAAUCUGUGUUGAAUGAGUUUAGAGAUGACUAUCAACAACCCUACUGGUCUCUAAGGAGCUUCCCUGAAGGAACCAGGAACUGCUACAACAUAAACGUCACAAGCGGCAUCAAAUAUUUGAUCAGAGCAAGUUUUGUUUAUGGGAAUUAUGAUGGCCAAGAAAAAGCACCUGAGUUUGAACUCCACCUUGGAGCUAACUUAUGGGAGUCAAUACGGUUUGAGAAUGCCUCCGUAGGAGCAGCAGACAAAGAGCUUAUACAUGUCCCACUGCGAAGCUACAUACAUGUCUGUCUGGUGAACACAGGCUCCGGCGUUCCAUUUAUAUCAGCAAUAGAACUCAGGCCUUUACUUAAUGCAUCUUAUCCAACACAAGUGGGGUCGUUGGCGCUUGAGAUGCGAUUUGAUACUGGUCAAGAACCAACUGAUUCUGAAGGAUACAGGUAUCCGUUCGAUGUUCAUGAUCGCUUCUGGGAUGCCUACGACCGUGAUGAUUGGGCACAAUUAAGUACAUCACAGACCAUUGACUCUGGAUCUAGCAAUGAUUACCAACCACCUCCUAUUGUGAUGCGUACUGCUGCAACACCAAGAAGUGCUAAUGCUUCCUUGGAUUUCUUCUGGCUGCCUGCUGAUGACAAGGCAUCAUACUAUGUAUACAUGCACUUUGCAGAAGUUGAAAAGCUACAAGCAAACCAAUCCAGACUGCAAUACAUUACUAGGAACGGGCAGGUCUUUUAUGAUUUAUUUGCUCCCGAUUACUUGUACACAAAUACUAUUUUUAGCCCUGCCGCUUUGAGUGGAGGACAAUAUAAUUUUUCAAUCCGUAAGGCAGAGAACUCUACCCUUCCACCCAUCCUCAACGCCAUUGAGAUUUACACAUUGAAGGAAUUCUUAGAGUUAGAAACAAACCAAGAAGAUAUUGACGCAAUCAACAUCAUCAAGUCAACAUAUAAGAUUAAAAAGAACUGGCAAGGAGAUCCAUGUGCCCCUCAAGCUUACUUGUUGGAAGGUGUAAAGUGUAGCUAUCCUCAAAAUGAGUCCCCAAGAAUCAUAUCCUUGGAUUUGUCCUCGAGCGGAUUAACAGGGGAGAUAGCUCCUUCUAUAUCCAACCUUACAGUGAUUCAGACAUUGGAUUUAUCAAACAACAACUUGACAGGACCAAUUCCUGACUUUUUGUCUCAAUUGCCAGACUUAAAUGUCAUAAACUUGGAGAAAAACAAGCUCACAGGCUUAGUUCCAGUAGGACUGAUUGAAAGAAGGAAGAAUGGUUUUCUAUCAUUAAGUUUGUGUGCAAAUCCAAAUCUAUCCGGAAAUGUUUCUUGCAAAAAGAAGCGCAAUUUUGUUAUUCCCGUAGUUGCGUCAGUCGCUGGAAUCUCCAUCCUCUUAUUAUCUGUAGCGGCUCUCUGUUGGGGCAUUAAUCGGAAAAGACAACCUGGAGCUGUCACAGAUGCAAAUCCUAUCAUUGCACCAGUGGAGGCAACAAAACGGCAGUUUACAUACUCUGAGAUCCUCCAGAUCACCAACAAUUUAAAGAGGAUUCUUGGCAAAGGUGGAUUUGGAACAGUUUAUCAUGGAUGCAUAGACAAAACUCAAGUAGCUGUCAAGAUGCUUUCACCGUCUUCAGUUCAAGGGCUUCAACAGUUUCAUGCUGAGGUUAAUCUUCUGAUGAGAGUUCAUCAUAUUAACUUGACAAGCCUUGUAGGAUAUUGCAAUGAUGAAAAUCACAUAGGGCUUGUGUACGAGUACAUGGAAAAUGGAAACUUACAAGCAUAUCUAUCAGACAGCACUCCAGUUGUCUUCACUUGGGAAGGUAGACUUCAAAUAGCUACAGAUGCUGCACAAGGAUUGGAGUAUCUGCACUAUGGUUGUAGCCCACCUAUUAUCCACAGGGAUGUGAAAUCAACAAACAUCUUGUUGAAUGAAUAUUUUCAAGCCAAACUAUCUGAUUUUGGCCUAUCCAGAAAUUUCCCUGUAGAGGAUGGGACUCAUAUAUUGACAGGUGUUGCUGGCACUCCCGGGUACCUUGCGCCCGAGUACAAUAUGUCAAACAGGCUAAAUGAGAAAAGUGAUGUUUACAGCUUUGGGGUUGUACUGUUGGAGAUUAUCGCGGGUCGACCUGCUUUUAUAAACGCACAUGAGAGAAUUCACAUAAGUAAAUGGGUUGGUUUGUUGCUUCCAAAAGGAGACAUUUACAGCAUUGUUGAUCCAAGGUUAGAGAGAAGUUUCAAUGUUAGCUCUGUCUGGAAAGCUGUGGAAUUAGCAAUGGCAUGUGUAUCUAAACACCCCAUCAACAGGCCAUCCAUGAGCCAGGUAUUAGUGGAACUAAAGGAGUGUUUGGCAACCGAACUGGCUCGAACAAAGCAGAGCGGCAAUCACACUGAAAUAGGAAAUUCCAUUGAGAUGAUGUCUCAGAAUUCAAUCGCUAUGCUACGUCCCUCAGUUAGGUAGUAGUACGUACUAAAAUAAUGGGAUUGGAAUUUAUUAUUUCAAUCCUUGCAGGUUGUAUUAUGUAUGUAUUGCAAAUGUUUCAUAAUCAAUAAUGUAUCUUCUUAUCAAGAAUUAUGGGC